Messenger RNA from Esox lucius (northern pike), 1975 nucleotides. It is a transcript of the gene nr5a1a, whose product is annotated as nuclear receptor subfamily 5, group A, member 1a. Lineage: Eukaryota; Metazoa; Chordata; Actinopteri; Esociformes; Esocidae. The transcript has 8 exons. The coding region runs from base 82 to 1566 and encodes 494 amino acids. The record is from RefSeq and is a predicted model, not a curated record. Gene Ontology annotation, cellular component: RNA polymerase II transcription regulator complex. Gene Ontology annotation, molecular function: zinc ion binding; nuclear receptor activity; RNA polymerase II cis-regulatory region sequence-specific DNA binding. Gene Ontology annotation, biological process: regulation of transcription by RNA polymerase II; hormone-mediated signaling pathway; tissue development.
ACACCAGAAGAGAAUACCUGAAACGCGCGUGAACCAUGUUGUUUGGGUGGAUUAUAUAAUGCAUAAUUCUAUCCUGGGUUAAUGUAUUUCUUGGUUAAAAGGAAGACACAUUUGGAAGAAAGGGACGAUAAAGGCGUCCCUUUGAAGGUAAUGGACUACAACUAUGAUGAAGAUUUGGAAGAAUUGUGUCCUGUUUGUGGAGAUAAGGUUUCAGGAUACCACUAUGGGCUCCUUACAUGUGAAAGUUGUAAGGGCUUCUUCAAGAGGACAGUUCAAAAUAAUAAGAGGUACACUUGUGCAGAAAACCAGGAGUGUAAAAUAGACAAAACACAGCGGAAGAGAUGUCCUUUCUGCCGAUUCCAGAAAUGCCUCAAUGUUGGCAUGAGAUUAGAAGCGGUGCGUGCAGACCGAAUGCGUGGAGGCAGGAACAAGUUUGGCCCGAUGUACAAGCGCGACAGAGCCCUGAAGCAGCAAAAGAAGGCUUUGAUACGUUCCACCGGCUUCAAGCUAGAGUCUGCUCAACCACAGCUCUCCCCUGUACAAAGUGACUAUGGCUUCACUGGGACCCUGCACAGCAUCCCCUCCCUCCCCAAAGGCCCUAUGAACGCCACCUCAACCUCAGUCACUCCUACGGACUACGAAGCCAGCCUCUACGGGCCUCCCUCCCUGGGGGUGUCAAUGCAGCCUCUUCCCCCGCAGUACCAGUACACAGCAUUCCCCAGCCGGGCCAUCAAGUCGGAGUUCCCCGACCAUUACACAAGUUCUCCGGAGUCUCUGUCGGGUUUCGCCUUUCCGAAUGUCUACCCAUCCGGCAGCUCCCCACAGCCUUCCAGCCUGCCCCCCCUGGUGCUGGAGUUGCUGCGCUGCGACCCGGACGAGACGCAGGUGCAGAGUAAGAUCCUGGCCUUUCUCCAGCAGGAACAGAGCGGCCGGGGCCGGCAGGAAAAGCUCAGCACCUUCAGCCUCAUGUGUCGCAUGGCAGACCAGACCCUCUUUUCCAUAGUGGAGUGGGCCAGGAGCUGCAUCUUCUUUAAAGAGCUCAAGGUGGGGGAUCAGAUGAAGCUCCUACACAACUGCUGGUCCGAGCUGCUGGUAUUGGACCACGUCUUCAGGCAAGUGCAGCAUAGGAAGGACAGUAGCCUGCUGCUGGUGACGGGCCAGGAGAUGGACCUGUUAUCCAUCGGAUCCCAGGCAGGGGUGACUCUAUCAGGCCUGGUCCAGAGAGGACAGGAACUGGCUGGGAGGCUGCUGGGCUUGGGGGUGGACAGGAGAGAGGUGGCCUGCCUCAAGUUCCUCAUCCUCUUCAAUCCCAACGUUAAGCUGUUGGAGAACCAGGCGUUCGUGGAGAGUGUUCAUGAGCAGGUGAACGGGGCUCUGCUGGAGUACACUCUGUGCACCUACCCGCAGUACCUGGACAAGUUUGGCCAGCUGGUACGACGUCUACCGGAGUUGCGGGCCCUCAGCACCCAGGCGGAGGACUACCUGUGUUACCGACACCUGAGUGGGGAGGUUCCCUGCAACAACCUCCUCAUCGAGAUGCUGCACGCCAAGAGGGCCUUUGUAUGAGUGCCACCAUACACCACAACACUCUGUGGGACUGAUCUGAUGCCAUGUCACCACCACCAUACACCACAACACUCUGUGGGACUGAUCUGACGCCAUGUCACCACCACCAUACACCACAACACUCUGUGGGACUGAUCUGACGCCAUGUCACCACCACCAUACACCACAACACUCUGUGGGACUGAUCUGACACCAUGUCACCACCAUACACCACAACACUGUGGGACUGAUCUGAUGCCAUGUCACCACCACCACCAUACACCACAACACUCUGUGGGACUGAUCUGAUGCCAUGUCACCACCACCAUACACCACAACACUCUGUGGGACUGAUCUGACGGAAUGUCACCACCACCGUACACCACAACACUCUGUGGGACUGAUCUGAUGCCAUGUCACCAUCACCACC